AGCCCAAUUCCAUCAUUGUACGGCACGAAAACUGUCUAGUCCCCAGGUUUCUGGCUCACCGUGCCGAAAUCGAGCAUACUUGCGAAGCUAAGGAUAUGUCCAAGCUUUCAAACCCAGACAUUUUCCUCAAGUCUCCUCUAGAACAUCACAAACUCUGGAAAUAUCCAUCCUCCAAGCCUCGAUUGUCAGUCGACUCGGCAUGAUAGACCGGAGAAACAUCAGGAAUAGCGACCUGUCAUCGUAUGUCAAUACGGCAGUGUACGAAGGAGAGGUGAGAAUGAAGGUAUAAGUAUAUCCAGCUUCUGUCCUCCAAGUUCUAAUCCAUCAUCAAUUCGUUCUCUUUUCUGCUUUCCUUUGCUUGCUCUUAUUGUCGUUCCGUCCUCUCAUUCUUUACCACAUUCACUGUUCCCUCUCUUUCACACAUCAACAUGCGUGUUUCCACUGUGGCAUCCGCUGCCCUGAUCGCAGGUUCGACUCAGGUGCAAGCUGCUCCCACUUUCGGCUUGGUCUUCGGUCUUCUCAAGGGCAUCACCACUGCCGUCCACACCGAUAUCAACCUUCUUCUUGGCUCUCUCGGCCUCGGCUUCCAGACAAAUGCCAACAUCCACGGCCAGGCUCUCGGCUAUGGUGGUAUUGGAUGCCCCUUCUCCUACAACAACCAGGCUGGCGUCUCUGUGAGUGCCGGUCUGCACGGUGGUCUCUCUCACAACAUCGGUUGGUCUACCGGUAUUGAGGGCCGUAACUUCAUCAACUGGAAAAACUUCAAGGGCAAUGGUGUCACCCUCAGCGGAUGGCUCGUUCAGGACAAGACUCUCGACAUUGACUGGUGGAACAAGUACGGUUCCGACUGCGAUGAUGAGUGGUCUCUGACUGCCAAGCUCGGCGGUCAAGCCGGUGCCGUGCUCGAGGCUCGCUAUGCCUCCUACAUCACUACCAGCUACAUCGACUCGCUCGCCGCUGCUGGUAUCAACCUUCUCAGAAUCCCUACCCACUACUCUGCUUGGAUCUCCGUUCCCGGCUCGGGUCUUUACCACGGUAAUCAGCAAGCUUACCUCAAGACUAUCUGCGACUAUGCCAUCCAGCGCCACGGUAUGCACAUCGUCAUCGGUCUUGACUCCCUCCCUGGUGGUGUCAACGGCCUUGCCACUGGUGAGCGCAUCGGUGCCACCGCUUGGUUCAACUCUGCCGAGAACCUGUCCUACUCCUUUAAGGCCAUCGAUGCCAUCCUCGGCUUCAUUUCCGCCACCGGUCACGUCAACGCCUUUACCGUCUCUCCCAUCAACGAGCCUUGUGAUGUCACUGCCAACUUCGCCACUACUGGUGGUCUGUCCCUCCAGGCUACCAACUUCAUCAACACCUACGUUCAGGGUGUCUUGAAGAAGAUCGCCAAGCUCGAUGCUCGCAUUCCUUGCAUGCUCCAGGACGGUUUCCUCGGCCACGACUACUGGGCUCCUUUCUUCUCUGCCAACGCCAACCUUGUCAUCGACAGCCACGUCUCUUUCGCUGGUGCCGUCGGCGCCGGAAUCUCUGCUGGAGUUUCCGCAGGAGCCAACGUGGGUGCAGGUGUGAAUGCAGGCGUCAACGCAGGUGUAAAUGCAGGAGUUUCGGCAGGAGCCGGCUUGGGCGCAGGAAUCUCAGGUGGUGUUCACGGAGGUCUCGGUCUUGGUCUUGGAUCUAGCAUCCACAGCGGACUCGGAGCUGGUAUUCACGGUGGUAUCGGUGCCGGAGCAGCUGUUUCCGUCAAGGGCAGCCUUCCCAAGCUUUCCGCCCACCUGAUCGCCCCCAGCGUCUGCAAGCAGGCCUCUCUCCUCAAGGGUACCGGCAAGUUCCCCGUCUUCGUUGGCAGCUACGGUAUCCAGGCCCAGGACGGCAACACCCUCUCUGGCCGCAAGACCGUCUACAACACUCAGAAGUACGCCUACGCCCAACAGCUUUCCGGUGGUUCUUUCUGCCACGCCAAGGCAUACUCCAACAGCGUCUCCGUCUCUGGUGAGGGCUGUGCUUCCGACUACAACUCCUUCCAGGGCUUGAUGUCUGCCGGUGUCGCCACCAAGAAUACCGAGUCUUGCUACUGCUAGAUUGGUGGUCUGUCCAAGAAAAAUGCACAAGUCUAAUCUCUAAUAUCUUGUCUAAUGUCGAAGAAGGAGGAAGAAGAUCUCGAAAGAAAAAAAAACAUCCCCUGAAGAAAGGAGGAACAGAAUAUGGAUAUCCAACCCCAGUCACUAAUUAUUGCCUGGCACUUACGCUCACUAAUCUUAUUUACCACCAACUAAUGUCUAUGUACAUAACAUACAAUCGCUAGAAUUUUUGUUACCUUUAU
Molecule: messenger RNA, 2320 nt
Organism: Aureobasidium pullulans EXF-150
Lineage: Eukaryota; Fungi; Ascomycota; Dothideomycetes; Dothideales; Saccotheciaceae
Product: glycoside hydrolase
Exons: 1
Coding region: 429-2078 (549 amino acids)
Biological process (GO): glucan catabolic process
Cellular component (GO): cell surface; extracellular region
Molecular function (GO): glucan exo-1,3-beta-glucosidase activity
Source: RefSeq, a predicted model, not a curated record